GUAAGGCGGUGCAGCCAGAGGCAUGUCACUCUCGCUAUCUGCUGGGUGACUUCUCCUUUCCAUACCAGCAAUGGCCGAAUUUUAAAAUGCACCACUGGAAGACAGGAGCGACUUUGUCUGCAUGUUCUGACAUGGUCUAAGCCCUAAAUGUCAAAUAUGCUGAGAAUGGAAGAUAUUUGUUUUGCCAAAAGUCUGAAGAAGACUGGAAGAACUGCGGACUUUUAAAGUGUUCAUAGCUGUGCCAUAACCUGGUAAAUAUUUUCAGCUCAAAGAAAUGGCUCUAUCCCAGAUCCAGUGUCUGGAUGAGAACAACGUAAACCCGCGGAUCCACGAGUCCAAACCGGAGUUCUUCUACUGUGAGGAGCAGCGUCUCGCGCUUGAAGCGCUCCUCCGGGAUGGUCGCGAGGCGUUCGCUAAGUACCUGGAGUCCCGCGGCCUGCGGGGUUUCCUCUCCGACCUGGAGCAGGAGACACUGACCGCCGCUCUGGAGCCCUUUGACCCGGACGCGGAUCUUUUCUCAGGGGAGCGAGAGGGCGAGCCAGAGCCGCUGUCGCUGCACUACUGGCCGGACGUUUCGGACACCUCUAUCCCUCAAAUGGACCUGGGCUGGCCUGACUGCGAGUCGUACAGAGGGGUGACACGCACGACAGUGUACACACAGCCCCCGAUGGAGGGUCAGGCCCACAUCAAAGAAGUGGUCAGAAAAAUGAUUGCACAGGCGCAGAAGGUGAUAGCCGUGGUGAUGGACGUCUUCACUGACGUCGACAUCUUCAGAGAUCUGUUAGAUGCCGGGUUUAAAAGGAAGGUGUCUGUUUACAUCCUGCUGGAACGCACAAUGCUACCUCAUUUCCUUUCAAUGUGUCGGAGGGCUAACAUGCAUGCCGGGCACCUGAAGCAUCUUCGUGUACGCUGCACAGAAGGAGCAGAGUUUUACACUCGGUGCUGCACCAGGGUCAAGGGGCAACUCGGGCACAGGUUCAUGUUCAUUGAUGGAGACAAAGCUGUGUCUGGGUCAUACAGUUUCACAUGGAUGUCCUCACGACUGGAUAGAAAUCUCAUCACUGUUACCACGGGCCAGGCUGUGAAUGCUUUUGACCAAGUGUUUCGCUACCUGUAUGUUACUUCUAGUUUUGUUGACCUCCGCCAAGUCACCACAGACCCUGAGCCUGAACCAGACACUCGGCAUCAGGUUUUAUCUGUGGCUCCUCCUUCUGCUGCUGUUGCUAGAAAACUAUACAACCCCAAAUAUGCCCUUGUUGCUUUAAGUAGCGCCAGCCCCGUGAACUCCAGUAGAAAUGAUACACCCAAAGAGCCUGAAGUUUUAGAGGAACCAAAAAAUAAGAAGCAAAAGAGAACACGUGAAGACCCACCACAGGAUGGUCCUCCUAUCCAUCCUGGACUUUUAGGUCUGGAGAAAGCAUGCUUACUCUCAUAUCUGCCCACCUGGCCAGAACCUGAUCCACCAAGCGAUGUGAUAGGGUUCAUUAAUAUCCGGGACUCUAAAAAACCAACCCAAGUUCAUCUGCAACGUUCUGAGAUGUUUGAAAUCAGCCAAGCAAUCAAGUUUAGCAGUCCAUUCAGCAAGCCACAGGAAACUUUGCCAGAGGUUGCAAAGCCCAGAAAUCGAAGUGCACAAAGUGAAUCCAAGACUGAUGGUUUGUUGGUGGAUAAAGCAAAACCAGAAAAGAAAAGUGUAGGUCUUGUUGACAAUAACAAUGAAGAAAUGGCGCCUGAAAAAAACUCACCUCUGCACAGACAAAAGGUCAAUUUGGACGAAAGCGAAACUCAAAUUCUCCAAAUGCAGAAAAAAUUGUGUUCAGAUUCAGAUUCAGGUCCUGUUUCUCUUAUUCCUCAAGCACUACCACAAUCUAGCAUCAAAGCACUCAAACCUAAUAAUGAACAACCUUCACACAAAGCCCAAAUUACCUCCACAACCAGUUCUUUGUCAGAGUCCCUCAAAGAAUUUAAACGUGAACCUGAAAUUGCGACUGUUUCACAAACACAAAGUACUUUCGUGGAUGGAACAAAAACCCUGAAGUCAAACACUGCACAAAAAUCUCAACUGCACAAUCAAACUCAGUUAAAUACAGAAGAACAUAAUAUUGUGUCACAUCAAGAGUCAAACACUAAUGGUGUUAAUACACAACCUAAAAUCUCCUCUGAAGAGACUUGUGACCUCCAGAACACUGACAGUCCAAGGUACAUUGCAACUCCUUCUGCUUGUCCUGAGCAAUCUGAAAGUUUACUUUCCAAAAAUAAUCUUGUGACUAUUACAGCAGUGGCUUCAACCACAGCUACAAGUUCUUGUAAUUCAACUCCUUCUACUAACUCACUUUUGAUCGAUCCUCCCUCCACGUCUUCUUUUCCAAAAUUACCUUUACUCCCGUCUUCUGCAUCUUCUUUUACAAGUUCUGUUACUCCAGACUCUAAGCCUUGCUCUGAGCAACUACUUAAACAAGAUAACGUCAAUAGCAAUACUGAGACAACUCCAGAUAUUGUUGUUGUUGUUGAGAAGUCUAAAACCAGUUUAGGGCCACAAAUUAUUACUGAUGUUUCUGCUUUAACAGGUUUGGUGCAAACAUCUCCAGUAAAAAAUCUUGAAAGUGGCCCAGAAUUGCACAGAAACAGUGUCAGCAAAACAGGACAUCCAAAUCAAACAGAGAACACAAAUGUUCCUGAAGAUACCAAAAGGGAAACACAAACUUCCAAAAAUGCGUCAAAUCAAGAGUCACAUGCCUAUGCUGCUGACACACAACUUACAAUUUCCUCCGAAGAGACUUGUAACCUCCAAAAUCUUGGCAGACCAGGUCACAUUGCGACCUCUUCUGCUUCUCCAGCACAAUCUGAAAAUUCUCUUUCAAAAAAUGUUGUGACUAUUACAGCAGUGGCUUCAACCUCAGGUACAAGUUCUUGUAAUUCAGCUCCCUCUACUAGCUCACUUUCAACCAGUCCUCCAUCCACCUCUUUUCCAGAAUUACCUUUACUCCCAUCCUCUGCAUCUUCUUUUACAAGUUCGGUUGCUCCAGACUCAAAGCCUUGUUCUGACCAACUGUUUAAACAAGACAGAGUCAAAGACAAUACUGAGACAACUCCAGGGAUCUCUGUGGACAAGAGAUCUAAGACCAAUUUAGGGCCACAGAUUUUAACUGAUGCUUCUGCUUUAACAAGUUUGGUGCAAACAUCUCCAGUAAAAAAUCUUGACAGUGGCCUAGAUUUGCAAAGAAACAGUGUCAGCAAAACAGGACAUACAAAACAAACAGAGAACACAAAUAUUCCUGAAGAUACCAAAAAGGAAACACAGACCGUCACUUCCCAAAAUGCGUCAAAUCAAGAGUCACAUUGUAAUGCUGCUGAUACACAACUUAAAAUAUCCUCUGAAAAGACUUGUAACCCCCCAAACCCUGGUAGUCCAGGGUACAUUGCAACUUCUUCUGCUUCUCCCAUACAAUCUGAAAGUUCACUUUCUAAAAAUAAUAUUGUAACUAUUACAGCAGUGGCUUCAACCACAGGUACAAGUUCUUGUAAUUCAACUCCCUCCACUAAUUCACUAUUGAUCGAUCCUCCUUCCACGUCUUCUUUUCCAAAAUUACCUUUACUCCCAUCCUCUGCAUCUUCUUUUACAAGUUCUGUUGCUCCAGACUCAAAGCCUUGUUCUGACCAACUGUUUAAACAAGACAGAGUCAAAGACAAUACUGAGACAACUCCAGGGAUCUCUGUGGACAAGAGAUCUAAGACCAGUUUAGAGCCACAAAUUUUAACUGAUGCUUCUGCUUUAACAAGUUUGGUGCAAACAUCUCAAGUAAAAAAUCUUGAAAGUGGCCUAGAUUUGCGAAGAAACAGUGUCAGCAAAACAGGACAUUCAAAACAAACAGAGAACACAAAUAUUCCUGAAGAUACCAAACAGGAAACACAGACCGUCACUUCCCAAAAGAGAAAGGGUAAGGAAACUGAUAGAAAACACAAUGACAGGUCAGAAGUGCAGUCUGUUACUGAAGCCCACCUUGAAACAACGUCAGAUGUUUCAGCAAAAGAUUCAUCAAGUACAGCCAUUGUGAAUAUUAAUGAACUAAUCCCUAAAAGUGUUGAUUCAAAGACUCACAGAGACUGCAUAGCCACAUCAACAAGUAGCAGCACUUCUGAUAAAACCCUGACUAACUUGGAAUGUACCAAAGCAACAAAUACUCAAACAUACCUUGCAAGAUGCCAUGAACCUCAAAUAAUAUCAUAUAGUAACUUUACAUUAGAUGAUAUAAAUAAGGCACAACCUUUGGAAACUUCAACAGGUCCAACAAAUAGGAUAUCAGACAAUAUUUACAUACUCAAAGAAAACCAUGAUGGCAGUAAAAACAGUGCUGCAAAUGCAAUGAGUCAGCCUGGUAAACAAGCACAAGUCCCAUCAGUAGAGAGCACAAUCAUCACUUUAAACUCAGUAAAACAACACACGCACAACACCUUUCUAGAACAAGCUUGCAUAACACAAGGAGGUGCAUACACCUCCAGAAAAACACUUAAUUUACCCUUUUCCAAUGGGCAAGCAAUGGAUUUGAGUUUGCAAACCAACAAACAAGAAUCACAGUUACCUGCAGCUGAUGUACAAAGUUCAGCUCCAAAAGUGUCUCCUCCAAAUCUACCUCCCACAGAUUCACAAACAACCUCGCCAGACCUACAAACGCCUACAACUGAUAUCAGUGAUGAUUACUUAUCAUCAAGAGAGGACUCCACUGCCUCUGAAGAGUACUUUGAAUGUAGAGAGUCUCCUUCACAUGAACCAGUUCUUGACACAAGUGGGUGUUGCAGCCAUGGGACAGGAAAGAAUAGCAGCCCAACUAACUCAGAUUGUCAUUUUUCAAGAAAUGUUGGCACUAGUUCUGUUGACUUAGAUAAUAUUUCUAGUGCUUCUGGAUUAACCAGUUCAAGUCAUAGUACUUCUUCCAGUGAAUCCAGUAUUUUAUCUUGGACUUGUAGAGAACCCCCUACCUCUCUGUUUGGGACAAAAGGCCCAAACAGAGAGACAAAUAUCACAAAUAGAAGAAAUAGCAAAGAAGGUGCUACAAUUGAGGUAAACAGUAGCAACACAGAGAAAAAGAAGGAGCGUGUACACCAGAGCAUGGAGGGCACAAACAGUAAGGAGUUAAAUCAAAUGCCUAGGUCUUUAAAAAAGGAGAGUGAUUUAAAAGAAAUGGCCUUAAAACUCAGAAAGGCCUCCGGGGGACAGGUUGAAGGAGCCACGACAGAUGGAGAAUCAGUGCAGAAAGAGACAAAGCGGCUGUCCACUGGUGAACUUAAACCAGAAAGGGUUUUAUCUGAGGGAAAGAAAUCCCUUUCCAGCAAGGAUAAGCCAACGAACCAGGCUGCACUAACCCCCGGCAAUACGGUGAUAAGACAGAGGCAAUCUACAAGGGAGACAACAGGACAGAAGCCUUUGAACCCAUCACCCAAAUCUCAGCCACGUCAGCAGCCAGGCAGCAGAGGCUCUUCACCUUCGCGACCACUGAGUUCCACUAGAGGCUCCCAAACUCAGGCACCUCGUCCUUCGGGAAUCCGUGAUCUUAGCCAAACAGAAAGCAGGGCUCCUCAAAGUAAUGUCAAAGAGUUUGUUUACAAGCCACCUCCUCGCAGAUCACAAUCCAGAUCCCCCUCUCCAAUGAAAGCUGCUCCUACUGGGUCUGCACCCGGGCGAAAGCAGGUCUCCCAGAGCCAGCUGCUCACCCGGCAGCCUCCAGCCGCGCAGACUCGGUCAAAGUUUGACCCACCACAAAUCCAGGCUGCAAAGCAACAGGCCUCCACUCAACACACUCUUUCCAGCCUGCAGCCUCAGGCCCACCCUCUUGUCUCUAGUCAAGAAGUGUCUGAACAGACAGCUCAUGAACCAGAAGAAGCAAGGGUUCCUUUUAACUUGUCUCUCAGCAGGUUAUACAACUUUAAGGGAUUAAGGGACAAAUGGACCAAGCUGCCGACUCAGAGCAGGAGAAGUAGCACUGGCACACAUGUAAAAGAACGUAAAAGCACAAGUUAAUGAUGUUUAUCUGUUGUCCUGUCAUCGCAAUAUGUUACUGAAACAUCAGACCAGAGAACAGGGAUUAAAAACUGAGUCAGUGCUGAAAAUGUCAAUUAAGUGGCUGUUUUUGAUAUUAUUUGCCAUUAUUUCUGAAAAGUUUGUGCUGUUUCCUUGUACUUCUUUUGAAAGUGUUAAAUUUGCACACUGUUAUUACAUAAUAAAUCUCAGAUAUACUAUAUGUCUGUCUGCAUGGAGUACAUGCCAAAAUUUGCUGUAGAAUUAAAUACUUGAGUCUUUAAUUUUGUUCUCACUUUAUUUGGUGGUGCGUGUGAAUUUGCCUUUUUUAGUUUUUAGUCCAGUUUAUAGUUUACUGUAUUAGCAAGUUUAUUUACAUAUUUUUGAGAAGUUUUAAAGCUGAGCAUUCUGUGCAGUUUUGAGUUGGGAAUAUGAUGAAAACAACGAACAGAUUCCACCAGCCGUGACACACAGUGCCUUUUCAAUCCAAAACAUUAUGACAGUUUCAAUGUGGUUUUCCUGCUCUGACUUUCUGUUUAAACAAGAUUUUGCAAUAAAAAUUUUGAAACACAA
This is a messenger RNA of Gambusia affinis (western mosquitofish), 6586 nucleotides long. Its product is annotated as mucin-4-like. The record is from RefSeq and is a predicted model, not a curated record. The transcript has 5 exons. NCBI's taxonomy places the organism in Eukaryota, Metazoa, Chordata, Actinopteri, Cyprinodontiformes, Poeciliidae. Bases 275 to 6016 code for a protein of 1913 amino acids.